Molecule: messenger RNA, 11052 nt
Organism: Porites lobata
Lineage: Eukaryota; Metazoa; Cnidaria; Anthozoa; Scleractinia; Poritidae
Source: the annotation of a GenBank genome assembly
GCUCCUUCACCUGAUCAUGAGGAAGAAUUUCGGUAUUCUGGCAGUGAGGAAGAAGAUGAACAGCUCUUAGCAGGAAUGAUCGCAGAGGAGAUGGGGUGAGAACCUGCUUCAUGCUUGUGUAAUUCAGAUCUUAAAGUCUAAUAAUUCUUGUUCCUCUUUUUGUCCUUGUACAGAUAUGUCCCGGAGAUUCCUACACUUGACAUAUUUCACUGAAUGUUUUCCUUCAUAUUUGCAGAAUUGUCAAUGUACAGUCAACCUUGAGAAGGAAUCUGACCUUAAUGCAAGGAGGCACAUUUGGAAGGGGUAAGUGUAACAGCAUAUAAAUUUAUGGGAAACUAGUAAAAAAUAGAGGUUUCUGUAAUGAAAAGAGAUAUAGAAUGGAAAAUUUUAAUUUGAAGCGGAAGCGAAGAAGAGUAGGAAGUGGAUAAGAGAAGAUGGAAUGGGAGGGGAGUUAGAGUGAGGGAAAUAGAAUGGGAAUAGGAGGGAGGCUAUAAUAGGGAGGAGAGUGUGAGGGUGGGGUAAACUGUAGUGAAAAGGUGAGGGGCAGAUGGACUAGGGUGGAAAAAGUUUUAGUCUGAGAUUUUUUUAAUCUGGAUUUCUUUAUCCUAUUGUAAUGGAGAGAGAAAAUGGUUUUUUGUUUUGUUUUUUCAGGUAAUUAUCCACCAAGAAAGAGUAGCAGUGGUAGUAGUCCAGUAAGUGUGAACACUCUUUAAAUGCACAAUAAACUCUUGCCAUUUCCCUAAAGACACAUGCAACAGAUUUAACAUUUAGCAUAAUUUAAGUUUUUGGCUGAAAGAAGAGAAACAAAAUAAUGGAUCUUUCAGUCCCUCUCACUUACAAAGCCAUUGGUGAAUGUAUGGAGCCUAUAAGUAUGUCACCAUUACCAUCAUAAACUUAUGUGAACUUAAACUACAGUUUUCCUUCAAGUGUUAUCACAUUCUUUCCCAAGUCUUUGAAAACUUAUUUAUGUAGUUGUUAUCUUUCUUUAUGAAAACUCUUGUGCAUGCCACUUGGAUCUGAUGCAUUAUGCUCUUGACAGGAAAUGAAUCAGAACCAUGCUCCUCCGCAUUAUGCAGGUGCUACUGGUGGAUAUGACAAUGACGUCUUCCUUGACACCAGUGUAGACAGCUUUGUAACACUUAACACAGAUGACACUUUAACAGCAUCAAAUCAUUCAAGACAUCAGUGAGUGUGGCUUGUGUCUAACCCUCCUUCGUUUGUUGUGCCCUGUUUACAAUGUCCACCUUCCCUUCCUUCUUCAACCCUUUCUAACUCUGUCUCCUUUCCCUUUGCUUCCAUUCCCUUCUUCCCUUUCCCACCCCCUCCCCUUUCCCUUUUCUGACCCUUCCCCCCUCUUCCACCCUGCCACUUUCCCACCCGUCCCCUUUCCCUUGCCUUCCCUUCUUCCCUUCGCCUUCUCUGACCCUUCCCCCCUCUUCCACCCUGCCCCUUUCCCACCCCCUCCUUUUCCCCUUCCCUUCCCUCGCUUUCUUCCCUUUCCAAAACCCUUUUCCCUCUCCCCUCCCUUCUUGCCUUCCCUUCUCUGGCCCCUCUUCCCUCUUCUUUCUCUUCUUCCUUUCUGUUCUUUCUUUACUGCCCUUCCUUUCCCAUCCCCCAUCUUCCCACUCCCUUUUUCUUCUCUCCUUUCUAACUCCCUCCCCCCUUCAUUUCCCUUCCACCCUUUCCCACUUGUAUUUUCCUUGUUUUCCCCUCAAAGCACCUAUCCAAAGUUUUUAUGGCAUUCAUCAUUUUUCAGUAACUUCAACACAAAAUACCGUCUUGUCUACUAGAAGGCCACUAUUUUGAUAUCAGUGACUAUUUCAAACUUUCAGUAGGGAACUGGAAAGAAGUGACAGUCUUUUAUUAUUUUCUACAGUGCAUCAAAUUUUGGGCAUCAUCAUGUGCCAGAUGAUGGAGAGCUCACUUUAAGACCACAACGAGAAGGUAAAUUAUCACUUUGGUCUGCACCCAUUACAUCCCCCACCCCUCCCCCUUACAGUCCCAUUUUACCCCCAUUUUCUUCAUGGACAGUCAGAAAAUUAGAACCAAUUUUCUUUUCCCCAAGAGUUUUAGAAUUUGCAGGAUUUCUCUGUAUUAAACCUCAAUUUAACUGGAAUUACUGCAUUCAACCAACCUCCAGAACCAUUAUUAAUUUUAUAGUUUGUAUGGUGAAUAUUUUUCAAGUGUUGGUAAUGUUUUGUUUAAUUUUCCUGAAGCUCAAGAUGAAGAUGCUGAUGGAUUUGAUACCAUGGUUGUUAAAGAAGAUGACAAUGAUUCAGAAGUAAGAUCUUUGUUCCUCAAUAACUAUUCCUUGAAAGAGGGGUAAAGAUGAUCAGAAAAGUGUCAGACAUUUAACCUUUAGACAGACUAGCUUGCAUCUUACUUUCCAUUCUUGUAUUUACCAACGAGUUAUUAUCAGACGCAAAAUCAAGGUUUUGAUCAGUGGACCCUCAUAGUGGCACUGAUAGAAAUCAGAUGCUAGCCUUCCAUCUCCAACCACCUUUCAUUGGCUACGCAUAUCUAAAGUGCUUAUAUCAGCUGUCCCAGUCAAAAGCAUAAAGUUGUAAUCUAUUAUAAGAAACAGCUCAAUCUUUUCACAGUUUGCUUAUUGUAUUCUUUUGCAAAUGUAAGAGCAAUUUCUGGUGAUUUUUUAUCAAGUAAUUAUUGGCAUUAAGUCCAGCUCAAUCUCAUAUGCAUACUGUUGUUGUAGCCUUAGGUUGUUGCUUCUAAAAUAUGCCUAGUUUGUUUCCAGAAACGCUGAAAAGGUUUAAAGUAACAGUAUGGCCCUUGUGAAGGUCCUCAGUAGAAACGGUCAUUGUAUUAUUCGGGGUAAUAAAAUGUUGUUCACUACUGAAAUUUUUUUCAAAUUGUAUCCUCAGGGCAGUGCAUCCACUGCAAGUAUUGGAGAAGCAAGUAGCCCCGCUCGACCCCUAACAAACAAUCUGCCUGAUGUUCUUCCAACACAACAGCAGAAACUUAAGGUUGAUGAAAACUUUAAUUAACUAAGUAGAUAACGAUUUGGAGGUAGUACACAUCCACAAAAUGGCUCUUCGUCCACCAUUCAUUAUGGAAUUGGAAUUAGAAAAUGUUACUUUUGUGGGAGAGGAAAGUCGGAGUAACCCACGAAAAACCUUUGAAAAAGAGAGAACCAACAACAAACUCAAACCACUUAUGGCACUGAUGCCGGGACUCAAACCUGGGCCACACUGGUGGGAGGUGAAUGCCCUCACAACUGUGCUGCCAUGCCAGUUGUAACAUGGUAUUUUCAGUUAGAACGUUUUAAAGUUUCCGUUCAAAAAUUAGACCCGCCUUUCUCCUCUGUGUCAGUAGUGAAGUCAUGCAACAGGACGGGAGACCAUCCUGUGACGUUUACUCACCAGUUUUAGGCAUAAUAGCAUCACAAGUUUCAUCUUGUAAAACCCAUUUUGGGAUUCUGGUAUUUCUAUGUUACACUGCAUUAAAAAAUAAGUUACAUACGUGCUUGCCGAAAAUUUCAGGCCCUUGGGUUUGAAACGUAUCUUACUGCACCAUUUGUACACAAGUUUCAGCAAGGAAUUUUAGCAUUAAGCAAUUCCUUGAACUGCAGAUCAAUACUGCAUUCUUGAGUUAAAAUGGUUUGGAGAUAUGAAGAGUUAACUUUUGAAAGACCAAAUUUUUUUAAAAAAUUUGCAUUAUUGUCGUACUAACUUUGUUACUUGUUGUAUUAUGUAUUUUAUCUUGAAUUUUAGAAAGCUGAACUUGAGCGGAAGGCAUCAGAUGACUCCAUUGCUUCAUCAACUGCAGGUCAAGAUUCCAAGAAGGACCGAAAAUUUUCUAAACAACGAAGCUUUGGCUUCGGUCGGCCAUCACAAGCCCCUUCAGAGGUGUCAGUCAAUUUAGCUCCAGACAGAGCAUCAAAUGCUAGUCUUGAUGAUAUGGGGGUAUGUACAUGUGAUGAUAUGGGGGGUACGUACAUGUGAUAAUAUAGGGGUACAUACAUGUGAUGAUAUCGAAAUCAAAUCAAAUCAAAUCAAUUUUAUUUAAGCUCGAUAGCGUGAGGAGUGGUUGCCCAAUCUCCCGAGCCAGGGGCUCAUGUAUUAAACGCUCGAGCAUUCCGGAUCGAAUUGGAAUUUAGAAAUGUUGGUUUCAAAUAUGGGGAUAUGUACAUGUGAUGAUAUGGGGGCAUGUACUUGUGAUGACAUGGGGGCACAUACACUGUACAUGUGAUGAUAUGGGGGGAUGUACAUGUGAUUAUAUGGGAGUACAUGUAUGUACAUGUGAUGAUAUGGGGAGACGUACAUGUAAAGCAGUACAUUUAAAGUUUAAAGGUGUGGAGACACAAUCAAUUGACUAUACUUUACUAAAAAAACAAAUUGCUGCUUGUUACUUUUAUUUUAGAUGCCCCAGAUAAGGAAAUACAAGUACAAAUUCCGUACAGAAAUCCUAUGUGGAGCUCUUUGGGGUGAGGUUGUUAUUGUGAUAAGUUCUCAUAUUUUUUGUGAAUAGCAACUUGCCAUGAUCUGCAAGAUCCUUCAUUUGGUCAUUGUCUCGCCAAGAAUGGAAACAAUGGCAGAAAAUAUUAAGUCUUGGGCUCAGUUUUCAUUAUGUCAGGCUUUGCAACAAGAAACAAGGUCUUUAGUUUAAUGUAUUUGUGAGAAAAAGAACACUGCUGUUUAUUUUUAAGGUCUUCUAGUUUAAUGUAUCUGUGAUAAGAAAAUUUUGUCAUUUAUUUUAACACUGAUAAUCUCUCUUUUUAGGUGUCAAUCUUAUCGUCGGCACAGAAACUGGUCUGUAUUUAUUGGACCGAAGUGGAUAUGGAAAAGGUGGAAAAUCUUAUUCGUGCUUUUUUUUCUCUCCUUCUUCUAACAUAAUGACGAACCGUACCUUAUGUCCACAUUUCUCUGACGGAGCAUAAAAGAUACCUGGCAUUUAAUCAGUUAUUUUUUUAAAAGCACUAUCUGGUCAAUACGACCAAAUUUCAUGGCUCUUGAUUUUCAGACAUUAACGAGUUCCAAUCAGUGUCUGAUGUGGCUCCAUCCUCGGAGACCCAGGGGCAGAUUAAGGGGCCAAGGGAAAGUCAUUAUCUCACCUAAGGGGAUUUUUUUACCUACCACUUCCAGCCCAUGGCCUUUUCAGUCAAGUUUUGCAAACGGACUAUCUUUUCAAAGCUGAUCAGAAAUUACAUAUUAAAAAUGAUGUCUUUUUUAAAUUCCUUUGUUACAUUUUCCUAUGGGUACCCCUGUCGUGUAACCAUUAUUUUUUGUUUUGCUCUUUAUUUUCGGCAUUUGGGUUUAAAUAUGAAAUAAUUUGGUUCCUUUUUUUGCCCCUCAGUUUUUCAACUCAUCUCAAGACGCAGAUUUCAACAGAUAGACGUUCUCGAAGGAAUAAACGUGCUUAUUUCCAUAAGUGGUAAGGAUGUGAUUUCACUCUGUUAGGAAACUUCUGUUCAUGAUUUGCUUAAGAAUGUUGAAAUAAAAUAUUGAUUUUUUUUUUCUCCCAGGCAAACAAAACAAACUCCGUGUGUACUAUCUAUCAUGGCUCAAAGCAAAAAUUCUCAAAGGAGAAGAGGUAUUUUACACAGCUGUAUUAACUGAUGUUCAGUCUUUAUUCGGAGUGGAAAGGAAUAUUUUACGUGCAGUAAAAACUUUCCGUUGCACAAACAUGGUAAAGGAAAAGAAAUUUUGUUCACAAACGAGACUUGUCGGUGAAAUGAGGAAGUGUAAUGUUAAAAUGGUUUAGUGGGUCAAGUCAAUCAUCACCUCUUUCACAGAAAAAUGGCUCGAAAACCACACUAUGUAUUGUGUCAUGCAGCUUUUGUAAGGAACUACAACUUUCCUUCUUACUACAUUCAUUGUGAUGUUGAGCGGGUCCCGGGUUUUCUCUUUGAUGACAGAACACUUUGAUCAAAGAAAGUUUAUUUGAAUAUAUUUUUUUUUCCAUGCAGGCUGAAAACCAUAGAAGACAACGAGGCUACACUACAGUGGGCGAUCUUGAAGGAUGUGUCCAUUAUAAAGUUGGUAAGUCAGGUGCCUAGCUACAACUUAACCCUUAGGCUCGGCAAUUGCGAAAUUCAAAGGGGUUUACAUUCUGUGUUACGGGAAAAAAGACUUAUAUUGGCCAAGCAAUAAUGGUAGUAUUUUGCUGCCGGGAAGCAAUCUGGACAUUGACUUCUACAGGUUCUUUUAGUUUUUUGUGCCCUCGUAAGGUCAUACAGGAUUCUGGAUACGAACGUAACAGCCGUAUGUAAGACAAAUGUUGACUGAGCCUGAGUUGGCUUUGCGGAGCUUAUGUUUUCUUGUAAUUUGUAACACGAGUAUUGAGCGUUUCUUGGGGAAAAGUUGAAGAGAAAAGCAAAAGGGGAAUCCCCCUCAAAAGAAGUUCAAGCUUCAAUCUGCGUCAAAAGUCGGUGAAACGGUUCCUUCACAAACGUAUUUUGAGAGACAUCCUUUUACACUUCCUGAAGCAAAAUUAUGAAAAUAGAAUGAUCUUGGUUGCCCCUCCCACCUUCCGUAGGCAGCUUUAUACCCCUGAUCAGGAGUCCUGUGGCUGUCAACGCUAUCAAAGCUAUGAAAGCAGUCUGAACAAUUUUCCUUCUGGUUGCUUAUGUGAGACCGCUCCGAAAAACAUCAAGAAGUGACUGAAAUAUUUGAUUUUCUUUGUUUUUGUCGUCUUUCAGUGAAUUUCCAUCGCAUUAAAUUUCUUGCUAUCGCGACAGAAGACAAGAUUGAAGUUUACGCGUGGGCACCAAAACCCUAUCACAAGUUUAUGGCUUUUAAGGUAAGUACACUCAUUGUCUUUCAGCGGCCUUUUAAUAAAAUUUAAUUAAAGUUUUCCUCAUCAAACGUUUGCAGCUUUGAAGGUUAAGCAGCCUGUUCUUUUUGUUAAGCUCUUGUCCAAAUUUCAGUUCGGUCCAGAAUUUUCGACGAAUAACCACGCGGUGAAACUGCUGCCACUAAAUCUUUCUUUUUUUUUUUCGAUCGAUCCCUUCUUGUUGCGUGUGCUGUGUGGUAAUUUUUGCGCGUUCCCUCGCGAGUCUCGAUUCGCGCAUUUUCGCGCCCGCUCGUUUAAUACGAAACUCGCGCGCGCGUCUUUCGAGAGAGACUAUAACGUCUGUUCGCCGUAUUUUAAGCUCCAAGGAAGCCCUAACCGUAUUCUAUUUUUCGCAGUCUUUUCCUUAUCUGGUUCAUCGACCUCUGAUGUUGAAUGUGACAAUAGAGGCUGAAAAUAGCAGGUUAAAAGUCUGUUAUUCUUCAGAAAUAGGUAAGAAAAGUCAAGUGUUGGCUCAGGUUUAUUUUGUGAUAAUACCUCUUAGCAUCGAUAGCGAAAAUUGACGAGAUUCCUGCGAUUUUUUUUUUGUAGGUUUUCAUGCAGUAGAUUUGGAUUCGGCCUCAGUCAAUGAUUUAUUUAUACCAAGUCAGGUGAGAGAGUUAAGCGUAUCUUUUGUGCUUCCUAGAGCACCAAAAAGGGAAAAUAUGUGCAGUCAUUUUCUGUGUUAAUGGAAGAAAUGUUGCCAUUGAAAAGCUUUGCAUGGUGAAGAUGGUUUCAUAAGAUUUGAAUGGUCAUGCUGUAUGAUUUGUUCCACGAAGUCAAAAGUUAGAACCUGCCUUGUAAACAGUACCACAGGCAAGUACUGCUCAGUAGGUUUCAUUAGAAUGGUCACACUUUAGGAUUUCAUCAGCAGACUCAAGAGUUAGAACGACCUUAUGCAGCAUAAUAGACAGUACCACAGUAAAGUAUUGACUGCACAGUAACUUUCAUAUGUAUGGUCAAACUCUAGGAUUUCAUCCUCAGAAUCACUGUUAUGUUGUUUUGGUUGGUUUUAAAUUUUGGCAUAAUUUAUUUUUGUUAUUUCCCUAAUUGUGUCUCCAUUUUACAGCUUCAAGAGAAGUUCCAGCCUCACGCAAUUAUUCCUUUGCCAAGUAAGUGUUUUGCCCACUUCUAAGUUGGCUAUCUCCACUUUACGAAAAUAGUACUGAAUAAUAACAACUUGGGAAAGUACUGCCCACUAGUUUUCAAGUUGAAUGAUCAAAUGUUAUAUUUUCAUGUACAGGACUUAAUUGUACUACAGCACUUCAAGAUAUUACUAACUGCAUCCUAAGAUUUCCAAAAUUUACGCUAUGAGGAAUAUUUCGAAGUUCGUUACUCUGUGUUAAGUUACUAUUGAAUUUCAAGUCAACAAUAAGCACCAGAUAAAAUAUGUGCGGGAGAGCUGUAAAGCCCAUACAAAUCAGUAGAGAAUUUUUAUUAUGCCAGGAAAAUGAAACGAUCAGAAGAGAUCUGUAUCAAAAAAUGAUGAAUAUUGAUUGCUAAGCAUCGUAAUUUAUCAACCCAGUAAGCCACUUCCUGGUUCGAAAAACUCUCACUUUCAAAAUGAGGCCAAGUGCGCAACCUCUUUUGUGAAAUUGAGUUUUAUUUACAUGCGAAUGAAAAAUCGUUUCCAUGUCAAAGAAUGAGCACUUCACCUCGUUUUGAUACGGAGGCCCGGAGGAACUCGCAAAUGGCCUGUUGAUUUGUAUUGGGCUUUACAGAGGUAUACAUGUGACUCAAAUAAAACCUUCUGAUUGGUCAUGGAGAUAAUCAAUGAAUUGUACAAGAUUGCGUUACUUUAUUGCAGGUUCGAGUGGUUUGGAACUUCUCCUUUGCUUCAAUAGUAAGUCGAACUCUCUUUCUAUCUUAUGGUUUAGUUGCAUUUAUUUUAAUUCGCUCCCUGUGCAACGCACUUGGCGAGUAGGGGUGUUGACGGAAUGUUAAGCUGUUUCUAUUAAUUCCAACCCAAUCAUCCCUUUAAAGUGAACUAUGCUCCAAACAUUACCUCUGUAACAAGAAGUAGUGAAGUUUGUGGGAAGAACAGCCCGUGGGAAGCCUGCAAAGUCCUUCCUCGGAAAACGUGAUGAAAACGUUCGAAAUACUUGCUGUUAAAGGCUGAGGGCUGUGAAGGUUAUUAUAGGUCACACGUCUUUCACAAACGUAUGAAAUAAUCGUCAUUUUCGACGAAACUUCUACACUUUCGGCGAGUGACUGUAUUUUGACGCGUGUGUGUUGAGAAUCAAAGGUAACGAUAGAGUUGUUAGUAAGUAAUAAUUCAUUAGACUUUGUCAGAAUUCAUCGCUCGUUAAAUCAGUUUUAAUUAACCUUUGCUGGUUUCUUGCACAGAUGAAGGAGUAUACGUGAAUACUAACGGCGAACUUGUGAGACAUGCAGUGUUGCAGUGGGGAGAAACUCCUUAUGCCAUUGGUAAGUUUAUCUAUUUGCUAAUAGGACAAUAGAAGACAGGUGAAACAAUGCAUACAGGAGGAAAAGGCAAAAAGAAAAUACUUACAAGCUUAGAAAAAAACUUCAUGUACACAUGGCGAACCAAAAUAAUUUACAUGCAAAGCAGAAGCCCUCCAAGCACCCCCACCCCCCUCACUUUUCUAAUGGGCAUCCCUUAGUCAUAAACAUCAUGUACACAUGGCGAACCCAAAAAAUUUACGUGCAAAGCAGAAGCCCUCCCAACACCCCCAGCACCCCCACCCCCCUCACUUUUCUAAUGGUCCAUCCCUUAGUCAUUGUAGAAAUUACCCAACAAAUGGCUUGAACCAAACAGAUAAAGCGUCGCCAUUCCCCACUACAGAAACUCUAUGGGGAAUGGGUACAAACUUUCGGCGAAACGGUUUGUGGGAUCGUUUGGGUGGACAAGGAUUGGUUACGAUUGGUCAUGGUUCUCAAGGCAACCAUUAACCAAUCAUGACUAACGCUUAUCCACCCAAACGAUCCGACAAACCGUUUCGCCAAAGGCCUGUACCCAUUCCUCUUGCAGUUUCUGGGGUAGGGAAUUGUGUGUGAUGAAUAUUUUCGCUUGGCACCCUUGUUACUUUUUCCCGCGCUUGGCACCAGGUGCACUUUUUCCCGCUCUUCAGAUCCGUUUGCACAAAUUUCCCGCGUAGAUUACCGGGUGCACUUUUUUUGUUUGAUUUCUGAUUGGCUUGUUUGUUGUUAUCAGUCAAUCAGUCAGACAGGUGUUCUUUGAUUAUAAAAAAGCAAGUUCUUUUAGUAAUUGCUUCUAUUGGAAACUGCCAUUUUAGCUCACAUAGGAUCAGGCCAAAUUAUGGGCUGGGGAGAAAAAGCCAUUGAGGUGCGCUCUGUGGAGAAUGGUCUUCUGGAUGGCGUGUUCAUGCAUAAGAGAGCACAGACAUUUAGAUUCCUCUGUGAAAGAAAUGAAAAGGUGUGUAGACAUUUAUUUCAGGGAAAAUAAGUUUUUGACACCAGGAAACUUUUGGUGCGAAUUAAAAGUUGCAAGAACAAUCGAGAAGUGUGACGUCACAAAAAUUAAAAUUUGUGAAAUUAUGAGAUUGGUUCGCAUAUUCAGAAAGAGCAAGAAGAAAAAUACCCGCUUGCUAAAAAUCAGCCUGUUAGUACAAAUUGGUUGGGAGAUAUAAGCACCAUUAUGCUCUGACCCAUACAUUAAUCCUUGUAAGAUUGGCUUGGACUCGUGACGCUUUCGAUCCAGGCCUAGUGUUUAGAAGGACUAUAUGGAGUCAUCAGAACAUAACGGUGCUUAUAUCCCUCCUCCACUUUGCAUUAACAGGCUGAUUUUUGGCAAGCGAACAUUUUUCAUCUUCUUAUUUCUGAAUAUGCUAACCUAUCCCAUAAUUUCACACAUUUUUGUGACGUCAUCACUUCUCUUUAUUGCUUGGGAUCUCUUAGCGUCUAUUAAACACUUCAUUCAAGCUUGUUGCUGAUGAGCCCUGUAAUAGCUUUUAGCGUGACCUGGCUCCCAGUGGAUAUGCUUUUCGUGCAAAAUGUUCUGCAGUAAUCUAAAAUUGUAUGCUACAAGGGAAUCCCGGAUAAAACAGAAAAAUUCCUAAGUCUCUUCAGUAGGUUGUAGUCGCCUAUUCUCUCCAUAAGGUCUAAAACGUAAUGAGGUGUUCGACGUUUUGAGCGAAAUAGAUUAUAACGAGGAUUUUCGCACAUCUCAUUAGUCUUUGCUUUUUUGUAGGUUUUCUUUGCAUCUCGAUCGAGUUCAAGUGGUCAGAUAUACUUUAUGACGCUAAGCAAAACGUUCAAGAACUUUGGAUACUGAUAACAACCCGC